GUGCUGGCCCGCCGCGGCCCGCGUUUGUCUGUGGGGGCGACUGUGCCUGGCGCCAGGGCAGGAAGGAAGGCGACCGCCGUGCCGUUCUUAAAGGGGCCCGAGGGAAGGUGAGAGGCUGCUGACGGGCGGCAGGAAAAUGAGUGAGUCUUUGGUGGUUUGUGAUGUUGCUGAAGAUUUAGUGGAAAAGCUGAGAAAGUUUCGUUUUCGCAAAGAAACAAACAAUGCUGCCAUUAUAAUGAAGAUUGAUAAGGAUAAACGCCUGGUGGUACUGGAUGAAGAGCUUGAGGGCAUUUCACCAGAUGAACUUAAAGAUGAACUACCUGAACGACAACCUCGAACCUUCAUUGUGUAUAGUUAUAAAUACCAGCAUGAUGAUGGAAGAGUUUCAUAUCCUCUGUGCUUUAUUUUCUCCAGUCCUGUUGGGUGUAAGCCUGAACAACAGAUGAUGUAUGCUGGGAGUAAGAAUAAGCUAGUGCAAACAGCUGAACUGACCAAGGUAUUUGAAAUAAGAAAUACUGAAGACCUAACUGAAGAGUGGUUGCGUGAGAAACUUGGAUUUUUCCACUAAUGUGAACUUCUGUGUUUCUAAAGUAUUUAUGUAUUAACCUGACCAUACUGGAACCAGACAUAAAUACUUAUGCCUAAAAAUGCACUGUUACUUACAGUUUGUUUCCUGCAGUAAAGAAAAUUUCUUCAUUUGCCCAAAGUUUGAACAAAGGGGAAAUCAUCUUCACAGUAAUGAAACUUUGUAAAAGUGUUUCCUUAUAUUUGUAAUUGUUAGGUGGACUACUCUCCAGGGACUUUUUGCACUCUUGUGACUAAUUUCUAUAACUUAUCAUUCAGAAUUUAUUACUAUUGACAGACACCAUUGGAAAGAGGGCAUUAAAUUGUGAUAAACAGUUGCCUCCUUUUGACAAAUACAGGAUAUUAGCAGUUUAUAUAUGAAAAUAGCGUAUUACCACUUGUCAAAUGUUUGAAACUAAUUUGGGGUAAAAGGCUUGAGUGACCCAAUUUUGAGCCAUGAAUAAUAACUUACUGCAGUAUAACCUGCAUUAUAAAUAAAUUUUCAUCAAUUCCAUGCCUUCUUUGGUUUCCUAGAUCUUUUUAAUCAAGUCCCCCCCAAAUUGCUCAUUCUUAAAGUCUGGGAUUUUAUAAUAAAGUUAAGACUCUUUGGGUUUCUUCUUAUGGAAAAUAGCAUCUUAGUCUUAGAAAUUGAUAGGUUAUAACUAAUCAUGGGUUUCAUUCCUGGUUGUGUCAUUUUUAGGUAGUUUUUGAAUCUAGGUUAAUAAUGCUUUAUUUAUAAAACACCUCUUAAUAUUGUCCUGUGAACACUAGUUAUUUUGAAUGUGUUAAUACUGUGCCUUUGAUUUGUUAGCUUUAAAAUUAGUUUAAGACUUUUACACUGCCAAUAUUCCAGACUUGGUGAAAUUAAUACUUUUGUAAAAGAUCAAAGCAAAACAAUUUUCUAACAUAUAUAUCUGAAAUUUGUAAUAAAAUCAACUUCAUAUUUUUAAAAUUCCAACUAUCUGCUUGCAUUAGUGAAUAUAUGGCAGUUGAGAGUUAUAAUUUUGGGUAUAUUUGUGAUUAGUUUUGUGCCAUAGGAAAAUAUGACUUAAAACCUUGGCCAUAGUUAAUAACAUUAACACAUCUAUAGAAAUCACAUUUUAUAUCCUAAAUGUCAGAAGAUAAUAUUGUAAAUUGGACAUCUGUUUUGUUAGAGGAUGUCAUUCUGUUAUAAAGCAAGGAUUCUAACACAGCAUGUUCUUUAAGAACAUUAAAGUAACUGCUUACCAUUAAUUUGAGACUCUAAAGGCUAACCAAAUUUGGUGAAUGAAUUCUUAUAUUAAGAAUAUCUUAGUCAUUUUAAAACUAGUAAGGGCAUUCAUUAUUUUUUAAGUUUGGUGUAUUUUCGAUUUAUAUGCUCUUUGUAUUUUUUUGAGGUUUCUGUGCCAACUUUAAUAGAGGUAAAGAUAGUUGGAAUUUCCACAAUAUUGAAUCUUCUGUUUCCCAAAACUGGCUUCACUACUCUAAAAAACAGGAAGCAAUAGGAAGUAAGAGAUGAGGACGUGCUAGAGUGGGUAUUUGUUUUGGUUUAUAAGUGGGGAGGAUUCUUUAUUCCAAUUUCUAGAGAGAAAGCUUCAUCAGGAAAUUUAAGAAUUCUUUAAACAGCUAUUUGGCAUUGGAGAAUAAUGCUUAUAAUUCUUCAGAAAUGUAAAUGUAAUCCCAGUGAAUGGAGAGUGUUUUUAAUGCUUUUGAAUGAAGGAAAUUAAAUUUUGUUUCACCUGGUUUGCAGCAAUAAGAGAAAUUAGUGCUGCAAGAAUGUACUUUCAAUGAGGUUCCUUAUUUUGUCCUGCAUAUUUUUAUUUUUUUGUUUUUGAAAGUCUUCCAUAAUGUCAGAUAAUAUUGACCUCUAUACACAGAACUCUUAGUUCCCUUGUUCUCUAACAGAUGCAAAGAGCUAUGAUAAACCAUGCUUUUUUGAGCUUGUCUCACUCUUUAUCAAUAACAUUUUGCAAGAUAAUAGAUUGGAGAUGAGUAGAACUUUUUUUUACUCCCUCUGUGCUAUAGGGAGCUUUACAAAUAAAUCCCAUGCUCUAGAGUGUUUUCAGUUUUAUCUAAAUUUCCCAUUCAUCUAACCAAAUUGUGCAUUGUUCUUUUCAAGUAAUUUCCUAUUUGAGCUCUUUUUCUGCUUUCUCUCAAAUAGUAACUCCAGAUUUCAUAAUUCCAGUUUUUACAUUCCAUAGCUUUCUGGUACAGCCAUUCCCAUUCAGAUCUUGAUCUUUCCUUUUUGGCAUCAGCUUUUUUCCUGGGAACCUCCUUCAAGGUCGUCUAAGCCAGCAUUAGUUUUGAAAUAGUUGGCCUUGCAAAAAUUCUGCAUAGUGUUUAAUGUUGUCAAGAUAGAACCAUCUAGUAAUCAAUCACAGCAUGUUUUUGAUACGCUUUUGGUGGCAACAUAAGUGACAUGAAGAGAACUGUUGUCAGGUUACUAUGCUGAAAUUCCAAAAUGUCUGAGUUUUGAAUAAUACUCACUUUGUGCUGGUAUUGAAGUCAUUAUGUCAGGAAAAAGUUGUUUGACUGUUUUUGUUUAAUUGACUUCCAAAAUAUAUGUUCAAAUUGUCUAUUUCUAAAAAGUUUAUUAAAUGCCUAGCGCAGUUAAACAUACUCUUGUUUAAGAGGGCAUUGCUAAAUUUUUUAUUGUCAGUACUAAAUAAUCUUUGUAGCAAAAUGUCUGUCAGCUCUUUUCUCUCCCUUUUUAUCUCCUAUUUUCAGGAGUCAACCAUAGCCAUAAACUGUAUCCUGUUCUGACACUUUAACUAAAAAUUUCCGCUUGGAGGAGUUCAUUGCCAAAUUAACAUUGGCUGUCUUUAUUCCCACCCAUAUAGGUAGUAAGGAAGGUGUACUUAAAAAAAUGUUUCAACUGCUUGAAAGUCUGAGCAAUGUCAUUAAUCCAUGUGGACUAGUGACGAAUAGAUAUUUUCAUAAGAGUUUAAAUGCUGAUAUUUGGUGGAAGUAGAGAGUAAUUUGUAUUCUGUCAACUGAAAUAUUCUUGUUAUGGUUGCUUUCCCUGUUUGUUCACUGACUGAUAAUACUGGAAUCUACAGAAUUUGAGCCUUUAUAACUUAUGUGAAGAAGUGUCUCAAACAUUUCUGGACAAAGCUUAUUUUGUAUUUCUGGGAGAAUGUAAAUCUUCUAGGCCAUUUAACACCCAUGGUCCCAAGUUGAAUAUUCUUGAGAAAUUUGUUGACUCUUAUGCCAUUUGACAUUUCCAACCUGUGAUCAUGUUUCUAUAAUAUUUAAAACAGCUACAUUACGGUUGUGAUAGAAUUUCUUGCUUUUGGGAAUAUAGUUCAUACGCAUAUACUUACUUGAAUAUUGUUUCAGAUCACUAACAUGCCAGGAUAAUUCCCACUGAUCUAGAUGGUCCAAUAUAACCUCAUUCAGGAGACUUGAAACAUUAAUGGUCUAGUCUUGUGAAUUUUAACAGUGCCCUGUCAUCGCACCAACUGGCACAACUUGAGCUGUGGUUUCGGUCUCUGCUAGUUCAUAUUGCAUGUUUAUUUUGGACAGUCUUCUGUUAAGCAUGGUGCUUGUACUGGUUUCAAUAAAAUGUUAACCUGAAAGGA
Messenger RNA from Manis pentadactyla (Chinese pangolin), 4124 nucleotides. It is a transcript of the gene GMFB, whose product is annotated as glia maturation factor beta. Gene Ontology annotation, cellular component: actin cortical patch. NCBI's taxonomy places the organism in Eukaryota, Metazoa, Chordata, Mammalia, Pholidota, Manidae. Gene Ontology annotation, biological process: actin filament debranching; negative regulation of Arp2/3 complex-mediated actin nucleation. Gene Ontology annotation, molecular function: actin binding; Arp2/3 complex binding. The record is from RefSeq and is a predicted model, not a curated record. The transcript is spliced from 7 exons. The coding region runs from base 137 to 568 and encodes 143 amino acids.